AGUUCACUCCAGGAUGUAUAAAACCAGCGUCGACGAGAGGAUCCAGUAUCAGAACCGCUGGAGACACCAGGACCAGCAGAAGUACCUCAAGCCAUCUAAGGAAUUCUCAACUUUCAUCCGAAAAAUCGUGUAGACCAGUUCCUAAACUUUCGUCGAGACUUCCGUCGCGACCAUGAGACGCACAAGGCAUCACGUGCUGCCUGUCAAAUCCUGGCAGUACAUAGGCCUAAUGAUAGUAUCAUUAGCGUGUUUGAUACUUGGACAUGUGUCGCGAGAUCGAGAAGGGAGAGCUGGAAGUCUUGCAGGACCGGAGCUGAAACAUACUGCUCCACAUGAAGUGGAUGCAUGUCCUAAUGACAACCCCUUCACUCACCGAUUGCCCUCUGCUGACGACGUGGCAGCUACCCCAGGAUUCGACCCCACUACCAUAACUAGAUCCUCUAGAUCGCUCGACCACCGUGCGACGUCUCGACACCUAGAGCGAUCCCAGCGUGAAUCGCGAAGGGUCCUCGAGAGAUCGGCACGAGAUGUUCGAAAUACUAGGGAUUCGCGGAAUCGCGUUGUUGUACAUCGCGCGAACACUAGAGAUGUUCGAGCAGAGGAGAAUCAAAGACUGACAAGAUCGCAAGACACCAGAUCAGAGCGACGAGUCAUCAGCCGUCACGAGGAUCGUCGGUCGGUGUCACUCGAUCGCACUUCCAGGACUGACCGAAUACGAGAAACUCCAACCGAACGUCGAACAGAUCCGUCCAGGCUUCUGCAGCGGAGACUAUCCGAGAGAAGAUUGUCUGACCGUCGAAGUGAGGAGAGACGUGAGGAUGUACGUGUCGACCGGAUGGCCCGAGCCCGAUCAUCUGAUGACGAUAGGCGAGUUCGUUCCCUCGACAGAAGAGUCCAACCGCUCGAACGGAGGAGGACGGAACGUCGUACCAACCCGGAAGUAGAGGUUCGAGAGCGUCGAGCGAUCGCUACUCGACGAAGUUCUGAACGACGCGACAUGCGAUCUGAUAACCGAAUGGAACGCGCCGACGUUGCGAGAUCGAUUGAAAGGAGAGAGAUGGCGUCUGAGAGACGUCAAGAGACUGAACGAAGGACGAACUCGCGACUGCAGCGAGAACGAUCUGCAGAAAAUCGAGGUCAAGGUUCUGAAGACAACCGAACGAGAAGAAAUGUCGCACAAUUCGUUGAACGUCGUGCAACGCGCGGUCCAGUCCGUCAGCAGCGCUUGACGGAAUCAAGGAUGGAGGCUCGAAGAUCGAUCAGAUCGGCGGAACGAGUGGAUAAUCGAGAUUCCGAGCGUCGAGCCAGAAUCAAUACUGAAGAUCGAAGAUCGGGGGAACGUCUCGAAAGCCGCCGUCAACAGACGACACGUAAUGACGCUUCGAGAAGGACAGCCGACCGAAAUUCCGUCGAUCGUGUUCUCAGUCGUAAUCCGGAGCGUCGAGAACGACUUACGAGGGAACGGACGAAUGUUCGGCUGUCGGAUAUGCGAUCGGCGGAGCGCUUACCAUCAGAGCUCCUCUCCACACGUAAUUUAGAUCGUCAAGAACGUCUAACACGGGAGAGAACUGCCUCUGGACGAUCGCGCGAACGAUCCGCCGAUCGCCGAUCCCCGGAGCGUCGUCUGAGCCGAGCAGAUCAUCAGGAACGACUCGUCACCGAACGGAGCCGUCAACAACGAUCUCUAGAACGCACCUUGACUCGUGUUUCCAUCCGCGAAAGAGCUGACAUCCGCUCGGAAGACCGAAGAUCCUUCGAACUUCGUCACACCCGAUCUACAGAACGUCAGCAAUCAAUCCAACGGGUUCGUUCAAACGAAAGGAGAGAAUCUGAACCCUCAGACAUGCGACGGGAGACGUCCUGGGUGAAUUCCCUACGACAGAACACGGCUCCGUCUCUCCAUCGUCGUCAAGUCGAACGCGAGACGAGGGAGGAGCGCAGAACGUCACGGGAAAACUCCAGGGAAAAUGACAGACAGAGACGUAUUGUAAGAGCCGCUGAAACCAAAAACGGUCAUCGCAGCGCAGACAACCAAAUCUACCUCACGACAGUACCGACUCUAGGGGACAGCAAGGAUCUCACCGAGGGCACUAAUUACGAAGUUUACCGGCAGAUUUUCGUGCUGAUCCUCUGCACGCUUUACACCGCAUCGCUUUUCAAGCAGAAAAAUGGAUAUAUCAAAAAUACCCUGACUCACGCAGCUCGUCUUCUCGCUUGGUAAAACUAUCAGUAUGGCAGCCCUAAUUCAUGGACCCUUAACUGCAAUCCGCGAGUAGCUCUUAUUACCCCCGCUUCUGGAGUCCAACGUAGAGCUUUCUAGAAGUUGACUGCACUUUGUGUAGAAAAAAAAUAGUAGAAUAGACAGUUUUAGAGUAGUGCCGAAGAAAAUAUGUAUUUACCUGUUACUCAAUGUGCGCUGACUCAUUAUAUACCUUAUUCUGAAGUUGUUGAAAAUAUUCAUGUAAUAAAGAGUAUUUUUCGUGGCAAGAA
Molecule: messenger RNA, 2490 nt
Organism: Diachasmimorpha longicaudata
Lineage: Eukaryota; Metazoa; Arthropoda; Insecta; Hymenoptera; Braconidae
Product: trichohyalin-like
Exons: 4
Coding region: 173-2221 (682 amino acids)
Source: RefSeq, a predicted model, not a curated record